Messenger RNA from Cladocopium goreaui, 1051 nucleotides. NCBI's taxonomy places the organism in Eukaryota, Dinophyceae, Suessiales, Symbiodiniaceae. The record is from the annotation of a GenBank genome assembly.
CUCAGCAGAAGGAAAGCUGAAGUCAUGGUCACAAGGACGGCUUGCGAGGUAGCAGUGCGGUCGCAGCCAAACCCUUUCAGCUGGGCUGAAAUCGAGCAUGAACCCAAGGUUCAACGGUGCUGCAUUGGAAGAAGCUUCCGCUCGACUGAGUAUGAAAUCUUACACACCGGCGGAUUUGUUCGACUUUGCACAGAGCGUGGGAGGGUCUACUGGCUAGCGCAGAAUGAGAAUGACCAUCGCCUCCCCGACUGGAAGAUUCACUUUUCAGUCCACCUUGCAGACAUACCCAGGGCUUGGAAUAUUCUUACGGACCUUUUCCUCAAAGAAGCCUGCGAUUUUGGGAUGAAGGCCGUGGCAGGCGAGGCGUUUGACUCUUGGCCUCCAGAACAGCGAGGUCGUGAAAUUACUGUCUAUAUUUUUCAGAAUCACACUGCGUACAAUGGCGGUGGUCCGAUGAUGGGUUACUGCCCAGGAAACGAGCACAACUUCUGGCUUGGCCCCGAGUUUGAGCGACAAGCUGACUUUUGGGCAAAGUUUGUUGAAGAAGCGGAGAGGCUCCUAUCAGCUGCCAACAUUCAAAGUCGUGGUGUGGCAACGGGUGACUUAAAACUGGGCCGAUAUGCUUCCCUGCGCAACGAGGCUUUUAUAUUUGAGCCUGCCACUGGCCUCUACAUCUAUCCUCCAAACAAAUGUGGUUGGCAACCCCCAGAAGCAAGUCAACAAUCCUUGCGAAUCAGGGAAUGCUGUGGGGCAUGGAAGCCCUGUGCACUUGCCACUGAAGGGCCGCCUAGAGAUGGCAUGGCGACAAGGCCGACUUCGAUUGAGAUGUGCGACUUGCUCCAAGCGGCGGCACUAGGCCACACUAGGCCUGCUCUAUGUACAGGGCCCUAACAAGCCUCCAAAAGCCCCUGAUAGUUAAAGUGGCUCGGUGAACUGUUUCGUUUCGGUCCUGGCUGAAGCAUUCUUUUUCGCACCCUGACAGCUGCUUGCCGGUGCAUCAUGCAGAAGCUGCUGGCAACACCGGGCUCAGACCAUGUGCAAAAGGUGUCGG